Molecule: messenger RNA, 2583 nt
Organism: Bursaphelenchus xylophilus (pine wood nematode)
Lineage: Eukaryota; Metazoa; Nematoda; Chromadorea; Rhabditida; Aphelenchoididae
Source: the annotation of a GenBank genome assembly
AUGGGACUGCAUAAGAAGGCCGUGAAAUGGAUAGACGCCUUGGGACUGUCCUGUGAUCCGUGCUUCUAUUCCUUCGGCGAUUCCGCGCCGCUUAAGGAACUGUUUGCCAAAUUAUUGAGUGUGGAAGUGUUGAGAACUACAGAUGAUUUGGAUUUGAAUGAUCCGAUUCCGUUUGAGAAAGUGAGUUCUUAAGGGAAAGUUUGUUUUGAGAAAUUUAGACAUGCUUUGAGGACGUUUAUGGCUAGCGGAGGUUGCUAAUCAGCGAAAGCCUUUAUAUACACAUAUGUAAAGUACAAAAUAAAUCAAAUACUUUUAUCCACUUCAAGCCUUAGAUUUCAAAAUCAACCAUCUAUUUUUAGCUCCUAGACAUCGCUCAAAGCAAACUCGGAGUCCACACUUGUUUAGUCGGUGCCGAUCUUGCUAAAAAUGACGCCACGAUCAAACUCGGUCUUUUUGGGACAGUAAUCUUUCUGAAGUCGGCACUGAAAGACUUCCGACCUGAGCUGAUCUCUCAACUUCCAACUCCGGACUUUGGAAUUGCCGGGGGCGCUUAUUCUAACGAAGCAAUUUGUUUGAAAUGCAAGAAAGAAGUUCUUUUCACGGAGAGAAUUGUGGUCGGCGAACGGGUCUGGCAUCGGCGCUGCAUGCAUUGCCAUUUGUGCGGGAAACGAUUGUUUUUGGGAACGUUCCGGGUUUUGGGCGAGAAAUUGGAAUGCUUUGAGCAUUACUUGAACAAGGAACUGGUUGGAAAUGAAUUGGUAUGUUGUCUAUACAGCCGUUGUUAUGUUGAGUUAACCAACUCGGAGCCAACGCCGAGAUGGUGAAGGAACGCGGCACAAAUUUAGCGUUGAAUGAUGAGCUCUCCAAGCACGAUAAGGUUUACCAUCGUUUCAGCAAUCCUUCGAAAAUGUCAAUGUGGCCAAACCACCUCCUCCACGGCCUCCUCCACCCCGUCGUUCCAUCGCCUCCACUCCAUCUCCUCUUCCUGACGGCUCUGAUAAGUCUUCAGUCCCAAGAAAAACCCCCGAGCCGGCUCGUCGCGUUUCACUGCAGAUUCCCAACAAAUCCCCCGCUGUUAACAAACGAUUAUCCGUUAAUCAAGGCUCGGAUCUAUCAGCUGAUUCCAACUGGGAAGUUGUCGAAUAUCCACAAGAACUCAAUCCAUUCGCAGAUGAGGACGAAAUGGUUAGUAUCUUUCUACUUUAUAAGUGCUUUGUGUUUAGAGCGACUGUCUAAAUCCGUUUGGAUACACAUCAAGCGAUGAGGACAGUGAUGACGAACAUCCAACUCCCAUGCCGAGAAAAUCAAUUCAAUCAGCGAUUGAGGAGGCAAUCAAUGAUGACGGAGAUGUUUCCAAGAAAAAUUCGAGGGAAGAGUAAGACUUUUUAAUGUGUGUCCGGUAGAUUCCAUAGCAGUCGUAUAGAUUUGUAAGCAAAAUUCAAGUAUCUUUAUGCCAUUGACUGCUCGAUUUUCAGAUCCCAAGAGGUUCCAGAGCCGGUUCCAGAACCACCCAAGUCCGCUGAACCAGAAGAUCCGAAGCCGACGGAGACCAAAGUCUACCCAGAUCUCCGAAAACUAUCCGUGGACAAUCACACGUCGGCCAACUUUUACUUGCCAGCUAGUCUGGUCUUGGCCAAAAAACGAAUGAUAACGUUGAGUGAGCUUGACCGACCUCAACUUCUGCAUGAACUGGAAAAAGUAAUCAAAACUCUGGAUUAUAUUGAAAGACAUACGACAACAAUGGAAAGGAACUUGCUCAAAGAAAUUGGGAAAGGUAAGAAUGCAGUCGAUGUGUAUGUUACAGUUAUUGUAUUUGCUAGUUAUCAAUCAAAAUUGUUUUUCAGAAGGCUUCAGAUGGGAUAAAUGUAAUCUAGUCGACGAUUGGGGCCGAGCGAUGCAGCAACGCCAUGAUAAUCUCAUCAAAGGCAGCAUGAUCGUUCAUGAGUAAGUUGAUUACAUAAACUGUUUGUUUCCAAGUCUAGAUUAAUUUAUGAAUAACCAGCAAAUCAAUGAAACCCAAGCUCAGUAAUAAAUCCUUUCAUAAUUUUUUAUUCUUGCAGUUACCUAAAAAAGCUGAUGGAAGCCGCCUUGAAAAAAAUCACGACGCUCAAUGAAAAGAAGAUCGAAAAGGAGGGCCUCAAGAAGGAGCUCGAGAGCAUGCUGGUCGUGCUUGAGAAGAACCGCAUCUCCAUACCAAACAGUAAGUUUCUAACUUCAAUUACGUCAUCAAACCUAUGCCCCAAUAGCCAAGGCAACUUCUGUACAAACCCCGCCUUUUUUAGACGCCUUAGGUAGUAUAGUUAGCCUCACUUUCAAAGGGGAUCCAAGAAUUCAUUCGUCAAAGAAGAGUUUUGUAUACGGAGAUUUAUUUUGGCCUAAGAUUGAUCUUCGAGACGUUGUUCGUUGAAGACAGCUUUCGUUGAACGGAAGUUUGUUGCACAGAGUUCCACCAUGUUUUCUCACGAAAUUUUGCUUUCAGUUCUCGAUGAAAACGCAAAGAAGGAGAACAUGACUCCGAAGCCGGCCAAGGAGGAGAAACGAAAGUCCAAAGGCCUGGUCAAACGUAUCAAGAAGGUAUUCUAA